Pisolithus orientalis is the source of this 1254-nucleotide messenger RNA. RefSeq lists its product as uncharacterized. The transcript has 6 exons. The record is from RefSeq and is a predicted model, not a curated record. The annotation marks the transcript as partial. NCBI's taxonomy places the organism in Eukaryota, Fungi, Basidiomycota, Agaricomycetes, Boletales, Pisolithaceae.
AGGUGGUCGGAUUGUUGUUGGCCGUCUUUCGGUUUUGGUUCCGACAUCGAAUACAACGGCUGUGGUGGGAAGACGCCUGGGCGUUCGCCGCCUUCCUCUUUGCGAUCACUUACCUGACGGGAACGUGGUUGGAUGUCUUGUAUCGGAAACCGACCUCAACAGUCGGGUUUUGGAUGUACGUUUUCUCAUUCAACCCGGUGAUAUGGCUCGUGCGCCACAGUACACUAUUCACCGUGGCACGGAUUGUCUAUCCGACUCUGACACUGAGAAGAAUGGUGUUGGCAAUAGGAUUGCUGUUCUUCCUGUUGUUUAUCUCCUUCAUGGCAGCAAAGUUAUGGUAUUAUUGCCAUGACUUGAGCUGGAUGAACAAUACCUUGUACUUUGGAAAUGCACUCCUCCCCUUGGCCACCAAUUUGAUUAUCUUUGAAUUGACGACUGAUUUCAUCACCGAUGCAAUCCUUAUUGCUUUACCCAUUAAGCUCCUAUGGAACGUCAAACUGCCGACGCGACAGCGACGAAUGAUCCUGUUGAUUUUCGCGUCGGGUAUCACGAUCACGCUCGCCGCCAUCUUCCGUGCCACAUGUCAGCUCCUAGGCCUCAAUCUGAUCGUUUCUUUAGUCAUGGAUGCUGAGAUCGCGUUCUCUACCAUUAUGUGCAACUUACUCGUUUUCGUGACGUUCCUCUAUCGUUAUGGUCGUUCAGCAACUCCUCCUCCCUCGACCGACUUUGACGAGGAUGACGACUAUACUACACCGGUCCGGCCUCGUCAGACCACCCAGCUUCUGACAAUAGUUGAAGUGGGCGGCUCGGAUUACUGCUCAGAUAACGCGACGCCUACGUGGAGAGACGGAUAUAGCAGCCAAGCAAUGUCUGGCACGCACAGCUCCUCGGAACAACAACAACCUGAAAAAACCUCAAGUUGAUCUUAUCCUGCCGCUUCUCGUCUCCCCCCCCGCCUAUUUAUUCAUCCACAAGGCGCACUUCGACCUAAAUAUGGAACUAGCUCUUGAGCCUUAACGUUUUGUUGCCCACAUCAUUCUCAAGUCGAGUUUUGCUUUCGCUCUGGUCUCGGUCUCCCCACCACACCAGCAUGUUGUCUCGAUAACUCCGCAGCCUUUACCCCGUGUUCCGAUGUGCACCGCACAAAGAGGGAAGGGGGAAAAGACCAUGUAGAGUCCAUAAUAGGGUAUUCCUGUAUGAGUGGUGUCAUUAAUUAUGUACACAUUCGCUGGCAGAAGUCCUCCGCAACCAUGC